AUGUCUCUCAGCAACAACCUCCCCUCCUUCCUUAAGGACCUAAUCUCACCCUUCACCGGCGGCAAAGAUCCAUUUCACAACCUUACCGCUUUGUCGGUCCCUGCUUCCCUUCUAUUGGCAGCCUGGCCACACUGGUACACAAUCUACCUGGCUCAGUCCAACGGCAUCCAAGGAGGCUGGAGCAACAUCAACCCGCGUGCAUUCGUGGUUAAGCUUGCACAAAAACCCAAGCCUACCCCUCUCGAACUCUUAAUCCUCCGAGGACAGGCUUGUCAAGCGAACUCGUUCGAAAACGUCCCUCUGUUUUUGGCAGCCCUCGUCUGGGCCAACUAUACAAGGCUGGAGGUAGAGACGAUUAAUAGCUUUAUUUUAGGCUACUUGGCAAGUAGGGUGCUAUAUACGGUGCUUUAUUUGAAGACGUCUACCUAUUGGAACAGUUUUGCGAGGACGGUGGUGUUCAACUUUGGUAUCCUCUGCAUCGUGAGUAUUUGGAUACGAGGUGGAUUGGCUUUGGCGCCUAGCCUCAAGUAG
Molecule: messenger RNA, 531 nt
Organism: Ustilago hordei
Lineage: Eukaryota; Fungi; Basidiomycota; Ustilaginomycetes; Ustilaginales; Ustilaginaceae
Exons: 1
Coding region: 1-531 (176 amino acids)
Cellular component (GO): membrane
Source: RefSeq, a predicted model, not a curated record